AAACAAGAGGAGAGAGAGGGAGAGACACAUUCGUGGUGUUUGGUUCUGCUGCUGUCUUUUUUUUUCAAAAUGCUCUCGAAAUCUCUAAAAGACGAAGCGAUUGUGUGUCUCUCUCUCCGUGAUUCCUUGAUCUUCACCGAUAAUCCAUGGAUCGUCGACAGCUCCGGCGAGUGUAUCUCUAUCUCUCUAUCUCCUCUUUCUUUCGAAAUCUUGUUGUUUAUUUCAAUCAUCUUUCAAUUCAGCUUUCAUAUUAGAGCACAUCUAGCUUGUUGAUCUUGUUUAGGUUAUUCGUAUCAAUGGACCUUGCUGUUUAGUUCUGUAUGCAAAUUACUUGAAGAAUGGAAGAGUCAUGCACUGAACAAGGGAACGAUGUUCAGUUUUUGGUUAUUCAUGUGUGCAUAAUUUUAUGAUGGUCCAUUUAUACAAAUAUUUUUGCAGGUUUGCAAUGAAAUUGUAAAGGAGAAUGUUUAUAAUGGUUUGAGUAAUUGAGAUUUUUUUUUUGGACAAAAUUGAGAUUGUUUAGAAUCCAUUUUGUUUCCAACAUAUUACGAUGGAGUUGAAUGUGUAAGAAGCCAUGGAAGGCACUGCGAAGGUUAAGAACACAAGAGAAUUAUAGUUUAUAGGAGCGUCACGUAUAGACUAACACGCCGCUCAAGGCAAUCUUCAGUGUUUGAAUCUGGGAGGGUGUGUUAGUAUCACUGAUGAUGACUUGAUGCAAGUUCUUGCAAGCAAUCCACGUCUCACAAAGCUGAGUGUAUCAGGUUGUCAUAGACUAAGCACAGUAGGAUUAUUGUCCAUUUUAAGGGACUUGAGAUCUUCAAACCAAUUUGGAGUCAAAAUCCUCAUCACUGGUGGGGCGUUAUAUUUCACAAAGGAGCAAUUUAAGGAACUGAACUUACUACUUGGAGUUGAUGCUAAAGCGGGUCCAAACAGUUACAAGAGUUGCUUUGAAGUGAAAAACGCAUGACUUUACGUUGGAAGAAAGGUUAUGGAAAGCAUCAAACAAAGUCGAUGAGGAGAGCUGCGUUAGGAGGACGAAGGAAACAUAACA
Molecule: messenger RNA, 1051 nt
Organism: Eruca vesicaria subsp. sativa (arugula)
Lineage: Eukaryota; Viridiplantae; Streptophyta; Magnoliopsida; Brassicales; Brassicaceae
Source: the annotation of a GenBank genome assembly